Scomber scombrus (Atlantic mackerel) is the source of this 6102-nucleotide messenger RNA. It is a transcript of the gene svilc, whose product is annotated as supervillin c. The transcript is spliced from 33 exons. Bases 1 to 5016 code for a protein of 1671 amino acids. NCBI's taxonomy places the organism in Eukaryota, Metazoa, Chordata, Actinopteri, Scombriformes, Scombridae. The record is from RefSeq and is a predicted model, not a curated record. Gene Ontology annotation, molecular function: phosphatidylinositol-4,5-bisphosphate binding; actin filament binding. Gene Ontology annotation, biological process: barbed-end actin filament capping; actin filament severing; cytoskeleton organization. Gene Ontology annotation, cellular component: cytoplasm; actin cytoskeleton.
AUGGAUGCCAUGGAGAACCCGGUCCUGGAGCCCAGGUCAGAGCGGAUCGCUCGCUACAAGGCUGAGAGGAGGAGGGAACUGGCUGAACGCUUCGGCAACAUGGAGGAACUACCUUCAAAGUGGGUGAGGAGGGAUGGGAAAGAGGUGCAUGACCCGGCGACCCAACCCCUCAAAGAGAUGUUGAACUCAGAGGGCAUCUUGUCGCUCAGUGAAAGGAUUAACGGCAGGACUGGCAAGGUCACAAAUGGAUUAGAGGCAGAUACUUCUGCAGAAUCCAACUACCUGAGAAGGCAGGGUUCCCAGGACUCUGCCAGCAUGCUGAGUGGGGAGGGGCACCUCGUCCCUCAUGGACUCGAUGCCCCGCAGCUCCACACUCGAGUGUCAGUGGGCCAGUUGAGAAGUGCCCUUCUGCGGCAGACCGGGAGUGGAGCGCAGCCCGAGAAAGUCAGCCCUGAUGCUGGUCGAGCCACGUCCUCUCUGGACCUGGCAGUGAAGCCGGGCCCUGAGGGGAGCCGGCGACGCACCCGGCGUUACCUCCCCGGCGGGUCAGGCGGCGGUCGCAAGACCAGCGAACGCUUCAGGACACAGCCAAUCACAGCCAAUGAGAUGGAGGAGAGCAGCGGGCUGUUGGAUGCAGACGAAGAGGAGAACUCUAAAGCGGAUGUGAAAACCGAUGACAGAGCCAAAAUGAGCGUAGCAGCCAAGAUGUCUUUGUUCAAAGAGCUGGAGAAGUCUGCCCCCCCCGAGGCCUCGAACUUCCUGAAGCCUCGUUCAGGGAGUGUCUCUCAUGAACGGAGGGUUCGCCGUGGCAACGAGCAACGCUUUCUUACUCAGCCAAUCACCUGUGAGGAAAUGGUGGCUAUCAGCGCCCCCAACCCAGCACCACCAGUGGAGGCCCAGACUGAGCAGGCUGACUCAGAGGAGGACGGUGAUGAGAACUGCAAGCUGAGCAUGAGUGAGAAGCUGGCCCUCUUCAACAAACUGUCUCUGCCGGGGAAGCAGGGGGACGGCCAUGCCGAAGGACCCCCAGAGAGACGGAGGCAGAAGGGGGCUCGAUACCGUACACAGCCCAUCACUGUGGAGGAGGUCAACCUGCUCCAGAAAGGCCCCGUACAGCUUCCUGCGUUCUGUUUGUCCCCUCAUCUGUCCGACAGACAGCAGGCCUCGUCUGUCAACCUAAAACCUAGUGAGGUACGCCUUUCCAAGCCAAGACCUGAUACUGGUUCCGAACCUGUGGAGCCCAGUCCUACCCAGCAAAGCUUGCCGCGCUCUGAGUCGGAGCCAGGCUUGAGAGGAAUCCUGAAGAAGAGCCGAUCUGGGGGCCCAGAGUGGAGCAUGACGGAGAGCAAUAAGCUGGACGCACCUUUCAGCCAUGAACAGAAUGGUGGAGGCUGUGGAGAGGCAGGCAUUCAGGAGAGGAUGGAGGGCACUGAGAGGCAGGAAAUACCUGUAGCACCACGGAGACAGAGGCGCCAGGCUUCAGGUGUGGAAGGAGGCUCAUUGACUGCCGCCCCCUGGAGGCAGAGGGCUCGAGCCAGGAGGGAAACCAUUGCCUGUACACCAAUAAGAGCCUUAACAGAUCAGGACGCUCCUAACGAGGAGAGGUCCUGUCAGGUCAAGCCAGAGGAACAGUCAGUUUCUUCUGUGGAACACGACCGGGAUUUGACCGGUAGAGUCCAGAAAGAGGAUGGGCAAGAGAGUGCAAGACAGAGGAAUGAAGAAACCACAGCAGUGGGACAUGUUCAGGUCACCCUGGUGGAUGGCACUACUACUCUGCAGGAGACAACCAAUAGCAGCAGUAACAAGGAAGAGACAGAAACCUUUCAUGAGGAGCGCGUCAACCCUCAGUGCUGGGAACCUGUCUUUGCCUCUGUCUAUUCUAGCACUACACCCCAAUAUAUCAUGUGUUUCAAUCAGACCAGCAUGUCCUUUGAGGCUCAAGAAGUCUGCUCUCCCACCAAGAACCAGAUUCAGCCUCAGUGGAGGCAAAAGGCAAAAGAAGUUGAGGAUGAGCAACCUCAGAUGGUCGAAACGGAAGAAAUGAAUACACAGCAGAAACUGGAAGAGCAGGAUGGAUGCAUGACUAAGAGAAGUCUUGGAUCUCCAGAAUCAGACAGAAGAAAUGACACCUCCCAUCACCAGAGGCACUCCACUGAAGCCCUAACAUGCACACAUGAUGACAUCUCUGUGCAGCCAGUGAUGGAGUUUGAAGCUCAGCAGAGUGCGCCACUCUCAGUAGCUACACAGGAGGUGAAGGAAGUGACACCUGUGGAUGAUUCGAACACGUGUGAUGGAGGUUUCUACAUCGAGCAGUCGCCUCCCUCCGCCUGCGAACCCCCACCAUGUAGACAUACUGCUGCCACAGAGAGUGAGCAGGACCUGGAUGUCCUCUGCCAGACCAACACACCCAUACUGACAUCAGCAGUAGCAGAGCACAGGCGGUCGGUGCGUCCGUCCCGUCGGACUCAGGGCUCCAGAAACCCUCUGCGGGCUCUGGCAGCCCGGGAGGACAUCACGCAGGACUACAUGGGGGAGAUGGGUAACACAGCCACUGAGGAAAGGAGCCAAUCAGAGAAGAAGUCUAAGAACUCCUCUGUGGCAGAUUCAAAUCACGCCAGGUCAGAAGACUUCUCUUCCUCAGAUGCUGCGACUAACCAGUCUCAUCCUCCAUUCAGCAGCCUGAUGCUCUUGCAUGUCAAAGGUAGGCGGCAUGUCGAGGUCCGUCUGGUGGAGCCCUCGGUGCGGUCGCUGAACAGCGGAGACUGCUUCCUGCUGGUCACUCCGGAGCACUGCAUCAUGUGGAGCGGAGAGUUCGCCAACGAACAAGAAAAAUCCAAGGCCUCGGAGCUGGCGUCAUUCAUCCAAAGCCAGAAGGAUCUGGGCUGUCAGGCUUCCCAGGUCAUCCACUUGGAGGAGGGGCUGAACUCUGACAGCAGCCUGGCUGCAGACUUCUGGAGCCUUCUGGGAGGAAGGACACAUUACAGAGGAGCGGGUGCACCAGAAGAGGAUGAGCUCUAUGAGUGCGGUGUGGUGGAGUCCAACUGUGUGUACAGGCUGGUGGAGAACAGACUGGUGCCCCAGGAACAGGCCUGGGCCCGCAUCCCCAGCAUCUCCCUGCUGGGAUCCUGUGAGGCUCUGGUGUUUGAUUUCGGCAGCGAGGUGUACCUAUGGCACGGACAGGAUGUCUCCCUCAGCAGGAGGAAUGUUGUUCUCCAGCUGACUCACCAAGUGUGGGCCGGACCGUAUGACUACAGCAACUGUCGAGUCAACCCACUGGAUCCCACACAGAGUAACCCGAGCACACAGCUGAGGGGAGAGGGGCGUCCGAGCUGGGCCCUGUUGGGCUGCAUCUCAGAACACAACGAGACGGCUCUGUUCAAAGAGAAGUUCCUGGAUUGGACGGGCAGAAGUGGCGACGUGGAGGAAGCUGUCUCAGUGAAGGAUGAGUCACAGAACAUCCCAGUUCGGCCGUCCUCGCCUGUCUCCCCAUCGUCAGACCAUCUGAGCCCCUGUGAUGCCAAGGUUCUAGUGUCCAGCCAAUCAGCGGACAGGGAUGGCUUAAUCCACAAUGUGCUGGCAGGCGUCGAUGUCCAAAGGGGUCACGGGGUCAUCACACUGGAGGAGGGGCAUCAGAUCAAGCUUGAGACGGUUGCCGUGGACACCUGGCACGUCCAGGAGUUUGAUGACAGUGAAGUUCCCGUAGAGAGCACCGGACAACUUCAUGAGGGAGACUCCUACGUCAUCCGCUGGACAUACAACAUCAGCACUGUUGAUGAGACAAACAGCCCCGAUGAUUGUGGACAAAAAGAAAACACAGUUUUCUUCCUUUGGCGAGGCCGUCACUCCAGCGUCAGUGGGCGGGACACCGCUGCUUUUCUGUCCAUUGGGAUGAACAACCAUGAAGAAUCCCAGGUGGUGGUUCCUCAGGGACAGGAACCUCCUUGUUUCCUGCAGCUUUUCCAGGGAGGUCUGGUCAUUCACAAGGGCAAGCGAGAGGAGUCCUCAACUAAUGCAGCAGAGUGGCGGUUGUUCUGUGUGCGAGGGGAGCUCCCAGAGGAGGGCUUGCUGUUAGAAGUGGAUUGCUGCUGUGUAGGUCUGAGGUCCAGGGGCUCUGCUGUCCUGCUCAAUAGCCAACAAGGGGUGCUGUACCUCUGGACUGGCUGUAAAGCUCAGGGUAGCUCCAAAGAGGUUGCCAAGAGGGCAGUGGAUCGUCUUACUCAAGUGUGUCCACCAGAGUUGGGUCUCAGCAAAAGCAGCCCUCUGAAUGUGCAGGUAGUUGAAGAAGGUUCAGAGCCUGCAGACUUCUGGACAGCACUGGGACAGAUGGACAGGAAGGCCUAUGACUGCAUGCUGCAAGAUCCAGGAAAAUAUAACUUCACACCUCGUCUCUUCCAUCUGAGUGCCUCCUCUGGGAGUUUCAAGGCUGAGGAGCUGCAGAGUCCAACGCGGCUGCCGGGGCUCGUGAUGGCAAUGCCUUUUGUCCAGGAGAGCCUGUACGCUGCACCACAGCCAGCCUUGUUCCUGCUUGACAACCGUCUAGAGGUCUAUAUGUGGCAGAGGGGUCAGCCUGAGCAGACAGAGAGCUCGGCUUUGGCCUGGAGCCGCUGGCAUAAUGAGAGGCGGUGUGCCAUGCAAACGGCGCUGCAAUACUGCAAAGAGAUGAACCCACUACGCCCACCGCAGGCCUACCUCAUCUUUGAGGGGUCUGAACCUCUCACCUUCACUAAUGUCUUCCCUCGCUGGGAGAGGAGCCUGGGUCCCCACACACAGGGUGACGCAUGGCGGGUGAAGCUGACCUUGGUGCAGGACGCCCUGGCCCAGCUCAUGAAGACCCAAUAUCCUCUGGAGGAGCUGCUACGAAGCCCCUUGCCUGAAGGAGUAGACCCCCAGCACCUGGAGGUCUACCUGUCUGACCAGGACUUCCAGACAAUUUUGGAAAUGAAGAGAGAUGAAUAUGCCUCCCUCCCAGACUGGAAGCAAAUUGAUUUGAAGAAAAGCAAAGGGCUGCUUUUCUAGAGAGCAAUAACAAGUGGAAGCUGACUGAUGCGCUGUAGCAGGGACUUCCUCCUCUGCCAAGAAGGGAUGACGGCGGGGGGAUAUUAGCAUCAUGCUGUUGCACAAAGGACUGCUCACAACGUAAUAAAAAGAAGAAAAAUUCACUUUUAUUUAUGUCAAAUUAGUAUGAGUGUGUGGACUUUUUAAUCGGACAUGGAUUUCUCCGUAGCUAUUGUUCAGAGCACAAAAAAAACAAAAAAAAAACAAAAAACCAACAACAACAAAAAAACACAAAGCACAUUUUGCUAUGAAACAUUUUUCUCUGUACAAAUCAGUGAAAGAUAUAAAGGAAAGGUGUGUGGGAGUAAAGGAAGAACUUCAGUAACAAACAAGAGUGCUUACAAAAAAAGGGUCAAUUCUAAUAAACAAUGUAAACAAGAAAAAAAAUAAAAGGCUAACCACUUUCUAAAUGUUUCCUCCUCGAUCGAUAUACGGGCAUGCUCAGAGCUACAGUUUUAAACAGAAAGAAAAACUGCUGCUUUUCUUCUUCGGCGAAAUCUGAAAACAAAGCGUGUUUGAAAGCAUAAUCUAUGAUGUGUAUUUUACAGCCGUGUGUCAUAAUGUAAUGAUGUGUUCAUUUGUCUGCAAACCUCGUGUGCCAUGGUGAUUGUAGCUAGAGCCCAUGUGUUCAUUCUGACUGUGGUUAAUGCCUUAUUAGGACUCCUUGGAGGUUUACUAUUAGCUAUGCAUGGGGGAGCCAGUAGACAUGCUCCAAUAACAUCCCUCUGGCCCAAAACAGCAUGCUAAUUCUGCUCCACCUCAAUCAACACACUAUACAAAACAUCCUCCUAACACGCCAGGACACAAAUGUACCCUCAAAUAGUGUGUGACAGGAAAAAAAAAUCAACUGUGUAACGCAAAUAUUCUUAACAGCUAAUGGUGAUGUACUUAAAAUGUCUUGGUCUACUUUGAUAUUUGUGUAUUUUUCUUAUUCUUGGCAUCAUGUAGAUAGAAACAGCAGCUACAGUUGAAUUUGGCAGCAAAUUUGAGCUUUCUUUUUUAAAACCUUUUGAUGUCAGAAUUAAAGAAGAAGCAUCUCUUUCUUGA